This is a messenger RNA of Malassezia sympodialis ATCC 42132, 1137 nucleotides long. RefSeq names its product 3-isopropylmalate dehydrogenase (gene LEU2). The record is from RefSeq and is a predicted model, not a curated record. Lineage: Eukaryota; Fungi; Basidiomycota; Malasseziomycetes; Malasseziales; Malasseziaceae. Gene Ontology annotation, biological process: L-leucine biosynthetic process. Gene Ontology annotation, cellular component: cytosol. Gene Ontology annotation, molecular function: 3-isopropylmalate dehydrogenase activity; magnesium ion binding; NAD binding.
AUGUCGAAGACCUUCCAAAUUGCGGUGCUGCCGGGCGACGGUAUUGGCCCUGAAGUUGUAGAGCAGGCAGUUCGUGUGCUGGAGCGUGUGUCGACCAAGUCGACAUCGUUCCAGCUGCAGAUGCAGUCAUACGAUUUUGGUGGCGCUGCGAUCGAUUCGGCCGGUGAGCCACUGCCCGCUGCGACGCUCGAGGCGUGCAAGCGCGCCGAUGCCAUCCUGCUUGGCGCUGUCGGUGGCCCGAAGUGGGGUGUUGGCAAGGUGCGCCCCGAGCAGGGUCUGCUGGCGAUCCGCAAGGAGCUGGAUCUGUACGCGAAUGUGCGACCUGCGCUGUUCCCGUCCGAGUCGCUGCUGGACCGCUCGCCGCUGCGGCCCGAGGUCGCGAAGGGCACCGAGUUCAUCGUUAUCCGUGAGCUCGUCAAGGGUCUGUACUAUGGCGACCGCCAGGAGGCGGACCUCGAUUCGCCAGACUCGAAGGGCGAGGCGUACGAUAUGAUGGUGUACAACAAGGCGGAUGUGCAACGCAUCACGCGCCUUGCCGCGUACCUGGCCCUGCGCUCGUCGCCACCUUCCAAGAUCCACUCAAUCGACAAGGCCAACGUGCUGGCAACGAGCCGCCUGUGGCGCCGCGUCGUCACGGAGACGAUCGAGAACGAGUUCAAGGACCAGGGCCUCGAGGUGGACCACCACCUCGUCGACUCUGCUGCGAUGGUCAUGGUGUCGAACCCCCGCAAGCUCAAUGGAAUUGUGCUGACCGAAAACAUGUUUGGCGACAUCCUCUCGGAUGAGUCAUCGGUCAUCCCGGGCUCGCUGGGUUUGCUGCCCAGCGCGUCCCUUUCGGAACUGCCUACAGGUGAGGCACCCUGCAAGGGUCUCUAUGAGCCUAUCCACGGCUCUGCGCCGGACAUUGCGGGCCGCGGCAUCGCGAAUCCCGUCGGCACGAUCCUCUCGGCGGCGCUCCUGCUCCGCUGGUCGCUGGGUCUCGAGAAGGAGGCUGCGGCCAUCGAGGCAGCUGUCCGCAAGGUCCUCGACGCCGAGGAGACAGGCGGCUUUGGCCUUCGCACUGGCGACCUCGGCGGCAACGCCACGACGUCGGCGGUGGGCGACAAGGUGCUCGAAGUGCUCGACACGCUCCUGUAG